GGAGCGUAUGUGGAUUGACUGCUGCCGCGAGUUAAACCGAUGGAAUUCGCUUCAUGAGGUUUCACAAGCAGCAGCAAGGAGGUCUCGGCUGUCUCUGCAGUGUGCAGCAAAACUGCAGCACUGGGGAGAGAUAGACAGACUGCUGCAGCUGCACCACAUCACUGAACCCGCUACUAAACUUUGCCAGACCUACCAAUCGCUGCACGAAGUCUUAUACCCUAAAGGGCAGCUGGAAACGGAUGCUCGGCCUUGGGUUCGAACGGAGAAGCUGCAGGAGAUCGACAUGCACUGCGCUGAAGUCCAGCGGCUGCUGCUGCAGUCUUGGAGAAGCCUCCCCCUCAUCCCGACUGAAGCGCACGUGCCGCUGCUGCUGCAGUUCCAGCUGUACGUGGAGCUGCUCGAGGGAUAUAAACUCAUAUUGCACCUGGCAAAGAAAAUGAGCAGCCCAGGGGAAGUGCCACUGGUGCGAACGACUUUAAAUGCAUGGAGGGAUCGACUGCCGAACGACUGCGACGCAAUCAGCUGCUGGAACGACCUUUUCGUUUGGCGGAACUUUGUAUUUAGCAUUGUUCAAUCUGCGGUGUCUGCAUCGCCACAUUUAUCUCGCGAAGAAAAACGGUUUCUUCCUCCGUUUUUACAAGACCUUCCUUGGACAAUGUUGCGUUUUGCUGCAAUAACGCGCAGCGCUCAUGAGUUGAGAGAUAUAUCUCUCGCCUUAUUGAUUAAGCUGCAGCAUCUCCCAGCCUUUAAUCAGCCUGCAUAUGCACAAGAGCACCUCCAGGCGCUUGUGGAGAAGGCAAAACUGUGCCUGGACGAACCCUCACACUGGGUUGCUGGUGUGCAGCUGCUGAAUUCGCUAGACAUGGAGGCUCUCUCUGAAGGCCCCCAUUGGCAGCAGCCGCAGCUGCAGCAGCAAAGUCUGCAGCUGCUGCUGCUUAAAGCAAAACUGCUGCAUCGUUUGCAUGCAUCUAAUGAGCCAGAGCAGCACCCGGGGUUGUCUAGAGAAGAGUUAGCGAAGGAAGCGGAGUCGGUGCUGCGUACAGUUUUGCUGCUGCAGCCGCUGUAUGGGCCUGCUUGGCUUUGCUGGGCUAAGCUGCACGAUACGCUGUUCUUAGCUGCCUUGAAGCAGCGACAUCAGCAACAGCAGCAGCAGCAGCAGCAACAGCAGCAGCAGCAACAGCAGCAGCACAGCCUAAACCAUCAGCAAAACAUGCACCCGCAACCCAUGCAACAGGAUCCACCCAUCGCAGAUGCAGCCAGCACCAGCAGCAGCAACAAUAGCAGCAGCAACAGCAGCAGCAGCAACAGCAGCAGCAGCAAGAUUGAUAGCGCCUCUGCAGAAGACAAUGCAGCAGACUGGGCGGCGCUGCAGCUCCACCUCGCAGCAGCAGUAACCGGAUAUGUGAUGGAUAUACAGCUCAGGCCUGCUAAGAGCUCUCUGUACAUGUCCCGCGUUCUGUGGCUGUUGUCUUACGAUGGAGACACUCGCCCGCCUUGUCCUUCAACGGCAGCGGCAGCAGCAGCAGCAGCUGCUGCUGCUGCUGCUACAACAGCUCCUGUUGAUG
This is a messenger RNA of Eimeria acervulina, 1565 nucleotides long. RefSeq lists its product as hypothetical. Gene Ontology annotation, cellular component: SAGA complex; nucleus; NuA4 histone acetyltransferase complex. The transcript has 10 exons. The annotation marks the transcript as partial. Gene Ontology annotation, biological process: regulation of DNA-templated transcription; DNA repair. The record is from RefSeq and is a predicted model, not a curated record. Gene Ontology annotation, molecular function: protein binding; transcription coregulator activity. NCBI's taxonomy places the organism in Eukaryota, Apicomplexa, Conoidasida, Eucoccidiorida, Eimeriidae.